GACCCAGCUGGGAUCUUUGAACUGGUGGAGGUGGUGGGUAAUGGAACCUACGGUCAGGUGUACAAGGAUGAAGAGGAGGAGAUCAAGCUGGAGAUCAACAUGCUGAGAAGUUAUUCCCACCAUCGAAACAUUGCUACUUAUUAUGGUGCCUUUAUUAAGAAAGGCCCUGCUGGACAGGACCACCAGCUCUGGUUAGUGAUGGAGUACUGCGGAGCUGGUUCUGUCACAGACUUGGUGAAAAAGUCUAAAGGAAACAAUCUGAAAGAAGACUGGAUUGCCUACAUCUGCAGAGAGGUGCUCAGGUUGACUUUGGCGUGUCGGCACAGCUGGACAGAACGAUUGGUCGAAGGAACACUUUCAUUGGUACUCCUUAUUGGAUGGCUCCAGAGGUCAUCGCCUGUGACGAGAACCCUGAAGCCACAUAUGACUACAGGAGCGACCUCUGGUCUUUGGGCAUCACUGCUUUAGAAAUGGCUGAAGGAGCUCCACCUCUCUGUGACAUGCAUCCAAUGAGAGCUCUGUUCCUGAUUCCUCGAAACCCUCCACCCAAGCUGAAGUCCAAGAAAUGGUCGAAGCGKUUCUUGUCGUUCGUCGACAGCUGUCUAAUCAAAAACCACCUGCACCGCCCCGCCACAGACACUCUGCUGAAGCAUGCCUUCAUCAGAGACCUGAACAAUGAGAGACAGGUUCGCAUCAUGCUCAAAGACCACCUGGACCGAACCAGGAAGAAACGAGAGAAAGAGGGUCCAGAGUACGAGUACAGUGGCAGUGAUGAUGAAGAGGAUGAGGUACCAGAGGAGGAAGGUGAACCCAGCUCCAUAGUGAACGUUCCUGGUGAAUGGACGUUAAGACGGGAGUUUCUUAGUCUGCAAACGGAAGAUGGAGAUGGAGGACGAGACGGAGGUCAACAAAAGCAGGC
Molecule: messenger RNA, 919 nt
Organism: Austrofundulus limnaeus
Lineage: Eukaryota; Metazoa; Chordata; Actinopteri; Cyprinodontiformes; Rivulidae
Product: TRAF2 and NCK-interacting protein kinase
Biological process (GO): protein phosphorylation
Cellular component (GO): cytosol
Molecular function (GO): protein kinase activity; ATP binding
Source: RefSeq, a predicted model, not a curated record